Penicilliopsis zonata CBS 506.65 is the source of this 2043-nucleotide messenger RNA. RefSeq lists its product as hypothetical. Lineage: Eukaryota; Fungi; Ascomycota; Eurotiomycetes; Eurotiales; Aspergillaceae. The record is from RefSeq and is a predicted model, not a curated record. The transcript is spliced from 2 exons. Gene Ontology annotation, cellular component: cytoplasm; ubiquitin ligase complex. Gene Ontology annotation, molecular function: ubiquitin protein ligase activity; ubiquitin conjugating enzyme binding. Gene Ontology annotation, biological process: positive regulation of proteasomal ubiquitin-dependent protein catabolic process; protein polyubiquitination; ubiquitin-dependent protein catabolic process. The coding region runs from base 199 to 1911 and encodes 570 amino acids.
CCGCCGCAUCUUGACUGGACGGGGGGUGCCUGUCAACCUCGCUUCAGCCUCGAUAGAUCCAUCCUACGAAUCUAUUCAACUCUCUACGAGUAGUCUGCAUGUUCAAAUGUAGCUAUUCUUGUUCAAUCGCCACAUUCACGCACCACUGCGCUGUCUCACAACUUCGAUAAAGCAGUCCCCCGAGCUACAAGUGACUUUAUGGAUUCUUCCAACGAAAGAAGAGCAUCACCUCUCUCAAGCACUGCAUCUGGUUGGUAUCCACGUCGCUGUUUUUCCUUAUUGCGGCAGACAAUUAUCGCAUCUCUGCGCGGACGCAGAUCACACCGAGAAGAUCAAACGAUCGCCAACAACAUGGAAGUGUGUCCGAGUGCAGCAACGGAGGCAGCUCCCGAGACAGAAGUUAUCACGGCAGCUGGAACAGACGUUGAGAUAACCGAAGCAGUCCCGUCGGAGUCUUCUGUCGAUGUACCGUUACACCCGGCACAGCCAGAGACCGCGAAUGAUGCCUCCGAGCUGUCAGACGAUGACACCCCCAAGUCCUAUGAGGAUGAGGGACCUCCUCCAUGCUAUAUAUGCGACAUGCGGAUCGAGACUGAGCCUAUCAUACCUUGUCGAAGCUGCAAGAACCCCUGCUGCCGUGUCUGUGUCCGAAAGAUGUUCUCUGAAGCCUGCACGAAAUUGAUCGCUAUGCCUCCAAAAUGCUGUGUUACUGUCCCCUUGGCGAUCGGUCGUCUCGUUCUUUCCCCAGAGGAAGUGGCCUCAUUCAAGGAGAAACACGACGAGUGGCGGACCCCAAAUCCUACCUACUGUCCCGACCCAAUUUGCUCUGCAUUCAUUCCGAACCAUUAUUACCUUGAGCAGGCAUGCGACAUCAGCGAUCUUCCAACACCCCCUUCCUCUGUCACAACCACGCCACCAAAGACACCACAACAAUUCUCGUGCCCAAAGUGCGAGGUACAGAUCUGCAGUUCAUGCAAGAAACUUGCCCAUCCUCUUGGCAACUGUUCUGGACCGGAUGCUGGCGACCUAGAGCUCAAAAAGUUGCUGAAACAGUGGGGGUACAAAAGGUGCCCAAAAUGCCGGACAGCUGUCCGUAGGAUGUGGGGUUGCGCACAAAUGCAAUGCCUCUGUGGUGCGCAAUGGUGCUGGCAUUGCGUUGGCCCGUAUGAAAUCUGUCGAAAUCGUCCUUGUCCUGCGGAACAAGAGUCCGAGGCUUUCGAUCGCGAGAUCAAUCUUGCAGCGUGGGAACGGAUGAAUCCUGGUCAGCCGUAUCCUGAAGAUCAAGACGAUGAAGAAGAUGAAGAUACUGAAGAAAACGAAGACAAUGGAGACCAGACUAUGAAUCAGGCCGAAAAUACCGACCAGUUCCAAAACGAAACGGACGCAGAUCCCUCGGUCAGUACAGACACGACACCCGCUAUCACUCCAGAGGAGCCGCUCGUCAACCUGGACAUACUCUGGAACUGGGAAGAGGGAGACGAAGAAAUCUUUGGCAAUGAGCCUGGCAGUGGUUUCCAGGACCAGUUCCACUGUGAGCAUUGGUUUGAUGGUUCCAAACUCUACCUCGACCCAACACUGCAUUACGAAUGCGAGCAUUGCUGGAAGAUGGUUUUCCCUCCACUACCCAAAGAGGUGGACGGCGAAAAGAACGAUUCUACCGCUUCUACAUCCAGUGACACCAGGAUUGAGCAGCCACAAGAAGAGACGGAUUUCAACCUCUGCAAUCUAUGUGUACUGAUACUUUGCGGGGAUUGUCGCAAGAAGGAUGAAGCCGUGGAGAAGCCCACCAUUGACGCUGCAGUUCGUCUGCACAACGCACAGCUGGUUGAGGUGCUUUCCGAUGAGCCUCCAAAUCCCGGAGAAAGUGAGGACAAGAUUGCAGAGGUCGAGGAGGUAGAGGAGGGCUCUUAGGAUGGAGCUUUCAUACACAUUGAUGGGUUAAUAGCUACAGUCUUCUGAUAUUCAUAUACCAUCUACCUAGUCAGAAUAACAAGAAUAUUCAUCAAGCCUGACAGGAAUUGAUCUAAUUCAAAUCUGCAAACA